UCACUCACACUCACUCCAUUGCUUAAAUUGAUGAUUCCGCGUCUGAAAAAAGACAAGCAACGCGCGCUUUCUUUUGCUUUAAAAAAACACUCAACUUUCGCUUUCUCUCCCCAAAAUUCAAAUUCCGUUUCCAUUUCCAAUUCCAAAUUCCUCUCUUCAGGUCUGUUCAUCUUCUAUAUCUUCUGUUAAUACUGAUUUCGCUGCUCCUUCUCCUUGCCUUCGUGGUUUUGCGUGAGUGCCUCUUUCUAGAUUUUCCUUUUUUGAUGAAAAACUGUUUGAUUUCUGAGAAAUUGGAGGAAAAGAAAGAGAAAGAAAGGAACAAGUAGUCGGUUUUGUUGCCUUUGUUGUCAAGUGUUCAAAGAUGCUAAACUUUAACUUGUGUAGGCUUUGAUUUUAAGGCUUAUUACAGUGGACAAGUCCUAUCUCGCAAUUUCCUCUCUCUCACUGCUUCCUUGUAUUUUCCUGCACUUUCUUAGCAACCAAACGGAUCUUUCUUAUAAGAAAACCUGCUUGAAGAACCGUAAGGUCGCUUGUAUUCGUAAACUGGAUUUAAAUGUUUGCAUCUGCUUUCAAUUUGCUUGAUGCAAAACUUUUACUUCUUUUAGGAUUUUAUUUUAUGUAUCUUUGAACUUACUGUCUGGACGACUACUAAGAAUCUUCAUCUGAUUAUAAUUUUUAUUUUUUAAUUUAUUCUUUUUUGUUAUAUAAACAUAUAUGAGCAAGCAUGGUUUGUUUAGUUUGGUGUAUUGUUAUUUUGUAAAAUUGAGACGUUGGGGGCUUCUUUUUCAUUUGGAUAGUUUCUGGAGCUAAUAAUGCAAUCAAAGGCUACAAGAGUAAGAACACAGAACUAAUAAAUAUUGAGCGAACAAGAUUUUCAAAAUUACUUGAAUGCCUUAAGCCUUCAACACCAUGUAAGUUUUGGGCUUUUCAUUGCUAAAUGAAAAGAGUUCAAGGAAAAACAGGAAAGAGAUUUAUGUACUCUGGAGUGAAAUAAAUAAAAUCAUACAGAAUGGAUUGGAAUUUAGAGCUCCAAUAUAUGGUUUGAUGCAUGGUUGGAUCGCGAUCUUUGAGGAAUUUUGCUUCAGUGCUUCACUAUAGUCAACUAAAAAAAAUGUUUUCUGUGUUUUCUGUGUUUUUUUUUUUCUUGUUUAUUAUUUUUUUCCACAGGAGGACUCUCUCUCUUUCUCUCAGUCUUUGAGUUUCCCAAUAAAACUACUACUAUAGAGUGAUGGUGCACGUUCUGUGCAAUGCCCUCUCUCUCUCUCUCUCUCUCUCUCUCUCUCUUUGGGAGUGCAUGGGUUGUCUAACAUGUGUCUGUUAUAUAUGUUGUAAACUAUUGAAGGGAGUUCUAUAUUGUUUGGAAACUUUCAUCCUACUUUACGUUUUUGCUCCAACCCAACAAUUAACCAAAAUGGAAUUCAGCAUACAUUAAUAGUUUCACAUCAAACUCCCCUGUGGCAAACCCUUGUCCUUUGGCCUUUGAGCCUGUUAUUUGAUGUGGUUAAGCCAAGCACGACCGUGAUUUGGACUGCAAUUGAGCAAUGAUUGCUUGUGGUUGUGCUGUGCCCAUUCUCUUUGGGCAACCUAUGGUAUACAUAUGUUUUGCUGGGGUUUGGUAUAAUAACUUGGGCCAAAAUGGUUAGGCUACAGUUUUGUUCAUUACUGGAGGCAGUCAAUAAAUUGUGUCUUCCAUUGCUUUUUCUGCACUUCAGCACUUAUUUUGUGUAUUCAAGGGAAAAUUAUUCUUGUGUUGGAAGGAUCACCAACAAAAUGCCUGAGAUUCAGUUGGGUGCUCACACUGUAAGAUCACAUGGGGUCAAAGUUGCCAGGACACAUAUGCAUGACUGGUUGAUUCUUUUGCUUCUUGCGGUGAUAGAUGUCAUAUUGAAUGUUAUAGAACCAUUUCACCGGUUUGUUGGGAGAGAUAUGAUGAUAGACCUGUCAUACCCACUGAAGGAUAAUACAGUUCCCUUUUGGGCUGUUCCAGUUGUUGCAACAUUGCUGCCUUUUGUCAUUAUUGUUGUCUAUUACUUUAUCAGAAAGGAUGUCUAUGAUCUGCACCAUGCCAUUCUGGGCCUUCUAUUUUCAGUGCUUAUCACUGGAGUUAUAACUGAUGCAAUUAAAGAUGCUGUUGGCCGUCCAAGACCUGAUUUCUUUUGGCGUUGUUUCCCAGAUGGCAAGGGAUUGUUUAACAAUGUCACAACCAAUGUUAUGUGUACGGGGGUGAAGAGUGUCAUCAAGGAAGGGCACAAAAGUUUCCCUAGCGGACACACUUCUUGGUCCUUUGCAGGUCUUGGUUUUCUGUCAUGGUACUUAUCUGGGAAAAUCAGGGCUUUUGAUCGUAGGGGCCAUGUUGCAAAGCUUUGUAUUAUUUUCCUACCAUUACUUGUUGCAGCCCUUGUAGGAAUUUCUCGAGUCGAUGACUACUGGCAUCACUGGCAGGAUGUAUUUGCUGGGGCUCUUAUAGGGCUGACAGUUGCUUCAUUUUGUUACUUGCAGUUCUUCCCACCUCCAUAUGAUAUAGAUGGCUGGGGACCUCAUGCUUACUUUCAGAUGUUGGCAGAAUCGCAGAAUGGUGCUCAGUCUUCUAAUAACUCCAAUUUUCUUAAUGUGCGGGAAUCAGAACUUCAGAGUGUAUAUAUCGAUUCUCAACAUCAUAGUGUCAAUAGCCGGGACAGAAGGCCCAUUCUGGAAGGAACAGAGGGUGAGAGGAGACAGUGACUUCAGGUUUUGACCAUACCACAUGUCCAUACCAUGUAAACUCAGUGGAAUGUGUUUCUUCACAUUAGCAGACCUCCACACUUGAAAUGUCUGCUUGGUUCACCCCUGAACCUACUCUUUUAAUUCAUUGAUUCAAUUUAAGCGUUUGACUGUUCAUAUUC
Messenger RNA from Hevea brasiliensis (rubber tree), 2882 nucleotides. RefSeq names its product lipid phosphate phosphatase 2. Gene Ontology annotation, molecular function: phosphatidate phosphatase activity. Gene Ontology annotation, biological process: phospholipid metabolic process. NCBI's taxonomy places the organism in Eukaryota, Viridiplantae, Streptophyta, Magnoliopsida, Malpighiales, Euphorbiaceae. Bases 1636 to 2721 code for a protein of 361 amino acids. The record is from RefSeq and is a predicted model, not a curated record. The transcript has 8 exons.